This is a messenger RNA of Paramisgurnus dabryanus, 2153 nucleotides long. It is a transcript of the gene vstm2la, whose product is annotated as V-set and transmembrane domain containing 2 like a. Gene Ontology annotation, cellular component: membrane. The record is from RefSeq and is a predicted model, not a curated record. NCBI's taxonomy places the organism in Eukaryota, Metazoa, Chordata, Actinopteri, Cypriniformes, Cobitidae.
UCAAAGCGCGCGUCAGUUGGCGACUGCAAACACACGCAGCCGCUUUCAGUCUCUCCUGCCGGGACAAAACCCGCCAGUAAACCCUCAGCACAUCUGGAUUUAUCUCUCCAAGCCGUUUAUUUUCACCUGAUGUGAAAGAGUGUUUUAAAGAGAGCAGUGAUGGGCGCGUUUGGAGUGAUUCUGAGGAGUUUACAUUGUGUGGGACUCUACAUCCAACUUAGUGCCAGUCUCAGACAAGCUGGAAGCGACGACGUGGAAAACCACAUAUCCAGCAACGCUCUCUUCACAGAGGUCCCUCAUGACAUCACAGCACAGAGAGGACAGGAUGUGGAGAUGGCCUGCUCGUUCCGGGGGGCGGGGUCACCGUCCUAUUCGCUGGAGAUUCAGUGGUGGUACAUCAGGAACCACAGAGAAUGGACGGACAAGCAGACGUGGACCACCAAUCAGGUUGUGCCACAGAAUGAGAUGUCCAAGGACGCCACCAAAAUCAGCGUGGUAAAGGUCGCGGGUAGCAACAUCUCCCACAAGCUGCGUUUGUCCAACGUGAAGCCGUCGGACGAGGGCACGUACGAAUGCCGCGUCAUCGACUUCAGCGACAGCAAACUGCGUCACCAUCGCGUGCGGGCGUACCUACAGGUGGAGCAGGAGGAGGAGGAGAACGCCGCACGUCCAUCCCAGCAGGUGGCAGCGUCACCGGAUGAAAUUCUGCCGUCCGAGCACCACAAGCACCAGUCUGCCCAUCACGGCCACCACAAAUCCGGUCGAGAGCUCAGGAAGAGGUCCGCUGAUGACAAUAAUACUGACACCAAGGAGAGCUGUGCACUUUAAAAUCCAGUUCUUAGUUUCGCUCACACUUUACCCCAAAUCCCCACCGUCCCUUAUUCCUUCAAACCCUAAACCUUAACACAAGAUGUAUAUUUGUGUAUAAAACAAAGUUCGAUGUCUGUUCAAAGCAGCGAGUGCAUGUCACAAAUGUUUUUAGUAAGAUUUGCCAAAAGAGAAAGCAACCAAAUCAGGCUUUUCUCAUUUUAGCGGAUGGUUUAUGCUUUUGAUACAGUAGACAGAUCCCAGACAGCAGACGACUGCAGGCCGGAUCCGCCGCCUUCGUCGCAGAUCCGGCCUGUUUGCUGUCUGUGAUGGAUCUCAUUGAAAAAUGUGUCAUAUAGAUAUAUAUCAAUGAAAUUAAAUUACAUUUUGCAUAAAGACAAUGAUGCCUAUUUUUAGAAGUAGUAAGAUUUAUUUUAUAUUGUGACUCUAUAAUUUUUUUGACAGUUAAGCACGUUGCCCCCCUAAAAUUCUUAUUAUUGUAAUUCAUUAUUUACCAUUUACAGAUUGCUGUAAUGAUUUUUUUGUUUUUUGCUUUACAGUAAUAAAAUAUUGCGAGGGAAUUGUGCUUUAAGUGUCAUUAAUGUCACAAUGUAAAUAAAAUCAUUAACUAGACUUCUUUAUUUAUGUUACUUCAGGUGAAAUAUGACCUACAGUAGACAUUUAUUGGUAGUUUGGAUUCAUCAAUAUGAAAAAUGACAAAACGCGUUAUGUUAUCAUGUAAAAUGUUAUUCAUGAGGUCAAAACAAUUACAUUACAUGUUGUAAUUAAUCUCAUUGUUUACAUAUAUAAUGUAGAAGGCACUAAACUAAGUUUUUUUUGUUGAGGACUCACAGAUGGCACAGGGUUUAUCUCUGCAAAUAUUUCAUCAUGCUUUAGUCUUAUUAACCCACGACACACACAAUAUUACAAAGUUUUGUGGUUUUAUGCAGCUUUUAAAAAAUCUAAACAAUCACCACUCUCAGAACUAAAGCUAUAACAGCUGUCACUGGGUUCAAAAAAUACAUCUUUGUACCUAAAGAGUGCAUAUUAUUACCUUAAAAUUACAUGAUUAUACUAAAUCUGUACCUAAAUAAUACAUAUUAGGACUUUUGUAAAGAUUACUGGCCCAAUGACAGCUUUUGUAGCAUUUCUUCUGAGAGUGUUCAGUAUGUUUAUAAUAACAACCGCAUUUCUGGUUUAUUUGAUUUUAUGGUUUGAUUCAGUAGUUUUUGUUUUUGGAAGUGAUCUAUGUACAGAUUGUGUAUAUUACUGUAAUCCUACAGGACUGAAAUCACCUUCAAUGUAUGCCUUUAUCAAAGAAAUAAAAACAUUUUACAUUGAUCAUA